AUGGCUCCGCCAGCCCGAGCUGCCGUGACGGCCGCGGUCAGCCGCGUCUCCGCCGAGCAUCGCGAGCUCGAUGAGUCCGAGCUUCUCUUGCAGGACCUCCGGGACUGGUACUCAAUCAAGCACGCGUUCUCGUUCUUCGUUGCCUAUGACGGGAUCAUGAUCGAGAUUUGCGAGAAUUUGGCCGUCCAGUUCGCCGCUGAGGUCCAGUCGCCAGAGGCGCGUGCCUCUUUCGGCUUCCAAGUGGCCAUGGAGAACACCCAUUCCGAAACGCAGUCCUUCCUGCUUGAGCAGUGCAUCAGUGAUCCGGCAGAAAAAGGCCUGCGCGCCGAGUUCGCGCGCCCGCUUUGCGGGAAACUCCAGGACCCCUUGCCAAAGGACGUGAUCCACGCCAUCGGCCGCGGCGCGGUGGAGGGCGAGUGCACGUUGGAUAUCUACGUGGCCAUUUUGAUCAUCGACGAGGCGGCGCUGAGCACCUGCGCGGAGCUGAUCAUCGACGGGGCGACGCUGAUCAUCUACGCGGUGUUCCUCUUGGCCUUCGGGGCGGCGAUGUGCAAGGGGGCGGCUUUGACAAUCUACGGGGAGACGCGGUGCCCCGGGAAAGCACAGGCCAUCUACGUGGCCACGUGGAUCGUCGACAGGCCAGUGCUGCACAUUUGGACCAAGCAAAUCACCGACGGCGGCGCGGCACCAGACAUGUUGGUCAAGCUUUUGAACGCGAUGGAAGUGACAGCGCGGCAGUUCGAGGGCCCAGGGCAGAAGCAGCAGAGGCGCAGGUACUGCCAGUUGUUCACGGGGCGCUGGUCCCUCAAGUUCACCGCCUCCCAGCUGUCCUAUUACGGCGCGGCGGGCCUGGUCUUUCCUGAAGAAGAGGACCAGAUCCAGGUGAUGGGCGAGAGGAACUCCGGCAUGCUGAUCUACACGCACAUGGUCGGCGCGGACGAUCGCCCGGCACGGCGGUCGGCCAAGCCGAUUCUGCGGGCCCGGGACGCGGGCCGUUCCGUCAUGAUCUCGGCGAUCGAGAAGCAGAAGUUCGUGUACAUCCUCAACAGGGAUUCUGCUGCGCGGCUGACGAUAUCGUCCCCUCUGGAGGCCCACAAGAGCUGCACGCUGGUCUACGGGACGGUCGGAAUGGACGUGGGCUUUGAGAACCCGCUCUUCGCGACGAUCGAGCUGAGCUACGAGGAGGUAGACCGCGACCCGCACGCAGACCCGCCGCAGAAGAUGCUGACGCUGUACGAGAUGGACCUCGGUCUGAACCACGUCACGCGGAAGUUCGCAGACGCGGUGGACCACAGCGCGCACGCCUUGAUCGCGGUGCCUGGUGGUGUGGACGGCCCCAGCGGGGUGCUCGUCUGCUGCGAGAAUUGCCUUGUGUACAAAAAGCAGGGCCACCCGGACGUCGUCUGCGCCAUCCCGCGCCGCCUCGAAAUGGCGCAGGAGAAAGGCCUUCUGAUCGUGGCCCACGCCACGCACAAGCUGAAGGAUUUCUUCUUCUUCUUGAUUCAGAGUGAGUACGGUGACCUUUACAAGGUCACCCUCACUCACGAUGAAGACCUCGUUUCCGAAGUCCAGGUCAAGUAUUUCGACACCAUCCCGCUUGCCAAUGCCCUCUGUGUGUUGAAGACGGGCUUCUUGUUCGCCGCGGCGGAGUUCGGGAAUCACGCGCUGUACCAGUUCCAGGGGAUCGGGACCGACGAGGAGGACCCCAUGUGCACCUCGUCGCAUCCGCACGGUGCGCAGGCGCUCGUGGCGUUCAAGCCCAGAACACUGAAGAACCUCAUGCUCUACGACGAGAUGCCGUCUCUGUCGCCGGUGAUCGACAUGAAGGCACCCGUAGCCGCCGUCGCAAAGCACGAGCGCGCAGCAUCUCGCGUCAGCGCCGACGUCAGCAGUUCUCAUGCACCGUUGCCAGUGCAUGGCCUGCAGGUCCUGGACGCCACGGGAGAGGGCAAGCCUCAGCUCUACUCGCUCUGCGGCCGAGGCCCCAGGACCGUCAAGGCCACCAUGGACAGUGAGUUCGACCGGUACAUCGUCGUCUCUUUUAUCGAUGUGACCCUCGUGCUCUCCAUAGGCGACACCGUCGAGGAAGUGUUGGACAGCGGCUUCCUCGCCACCGCCCCGAGCCUGCUCAUCCAGCUCAUGGCGGACGAUUCGUACGUGCAGGUGCACCCAACUGGCAUCAGGCACCUGCUGCCCCGGCGCACCAACGAGUGGCGCGUGCCCGGCCAGAAGCGCAUCGUCACGGCGGCGGCGAACGAGCGCCAGGCGGCCCAGUCCCUGCCUUUGCCCGCGCGGCCCCUUUGCCGGUGUUCUCUCGCGCUGCCUGCAGCGAGAGAUCGAGGCGACACGCGCGCCUACACCGACAGCGAGGACCUCCUCCUCCUCCGCCUCCUCCUCUCCUCCUCCUCCGCCUCCUCCUCUCCUUCUCCUCCGCCUCCUCCUCUCCUCCUCCUCCUCCGCCUCCUCUCCUCCUCCUCCUCCUCCUCCUCCUCCUCCUCCUCUCCUCCUCCUCUCUCCUCCUCUCUCCUCCUCCUCCUCCUCCUCUCUUCCUUCUCUUCCUCCUCCUCCUUCUCCUCCUCCUCCUCUCCUCCUCCUCCUACUCCUCCUCCUCCUCCUCCUCCUCCUCCUCCUCCUCCUCCUCCUCCUCCUCCCCUCCUCGUGACUUUUUAUCUGUCUCGCGUUGCAUGCGUCCAGACGCCAGAACCAAGAGGCCACGGCCUCACCCACCUGGUCUGA
This is a messenger RNA of Prorocentrum cordatum, 2736 nucleotides long. Lineage: Eukaryota; Dinophyceae; Prorocentrales; Prorocentraceae. The record is from the annotation of a GenBank genome assembly.